ACCAACUACACGUGAAUCCCUUCGGUUCGUCGCUGUGGGACUGUCUCUGGGACGUAAUACCGUGACAAAAUGGACUCUUCACUAACAGAAGAAACCGAAACACCUAUCACACCUACAUUAAAGAAGAGGAAAUGUUUAAUUGGUGAUGUACAUCUAAAGCAAAAUGCAAAAGCAGAACCUUUAUUAGUGUCUUUCUCCAAUGGACGAGUGUUGGACAAUGCUGAUUUAAAUGGAACAUUGUACCAGAACAUUUCUACAAGCAAGCGUCGCAUAAGGCAUAGAGUUUUUGUUGUUGAUACUCCAAAGAUGAGAUAUGCUGGAAAAAAUUUUGGUUUAACAGCUGGCAUGACCUCAAGGGAAUCAGUCUUCAUUGGAGUCCUGGACAAAAACACUGGAAAAAUGGAGCUUGUGGAAACAAGUUCAUUCUUACUUCAUCCAGUUCUUGAAGACAUCAAAUCAACAAACCAUCACCUAAAAGACUCCGUUCACUCUCUGACAUUUGAUGAAAAGCAAGAGCAGGUCGUAACUUCCUUUGGAACUAAGAAAGCUAAGCAGUAUGUCAAUAGACGCAAACAAUAUCAGGUAAACACAGAGGAUAUGGCACUUGCAAUAGACCAAGCUGCUUCUGCUGUUGAUUUGAAGUCUGAAGAUUUGGAACAGGGUGUGGAGGAGAAGAAUCCCUUACUUUCUAUUUUACCAGAAUGUGAUAGAGAUGCUUUGAGCAUUGAGGAUGUAUACAAGCUUGAAGUAAUUGCUCCAGACUACUUCCUUUGUAACUUCGAGAAAACUGCAAGACAUCUUUUGGCAGGGAAUGAUCCAGAUGAAAACUUCCAGAUCAAGGAAACUACACUGCACGACUUGGAUUUGGACUUUAGUCUCCAUGGUCCCAAGUCCCGUCUGUCUAGCUUGAGAGACUUUCACCAUCACAUUGGCUGCUGCAUCCAAGAAAUAUACUCCAGCAAUGACACUAUCGUUCAGCUUUCCAACGAUCAAUAUCUUUCCCCAUCUCAUCAGCCCUCUCCUCUCAGUGAGAUGGUCCUUGCUGUCGAUUGA
This is a messenger RNA of Penaeus indicus, 1053 nucleotides long. It is a transcript of the gene Polr1E, whose product is annotated as DNA-directed RNA polymerase I subunit RPA49-like. The record is from RefSeq and is a predicted model, not a curated record. Gene Ontology annotation, molecular function: DNA binding. Gene Ontology annotation, cellular component: RNA polymerase I complex. Lineage: Eukaryota; Metazoa; Arthropoda; Malacostraca; Decapoda; Penaeidae. The transcript is spliced from 7 exons. Bases 70 to 1053 code for a protein of 327 amino acids. Gene Ontology annotation, biological process: transcription elongation by RNA polymerase I; DNA-templated transcription; RNA polymerase I preinitiation complex assembly.